Messenger RNA from Pseudomyrmex gracilis, 2599 nucleotides. RefSeq names its product zinc finger protein 701-like. Gene Ontology annotation, biological process: regulation of transcription by RNA polymerase II. The record is from RefSeq and is a predicted model, not a curated record. NCBI's taxonomy places the organism in Eukaryota, Metazoa, Arthropoda, Insecta, Hymenoptera, Formicidae. The transcript has 5 exons. Gene Ontology annotation, cellular component: nucleus. Gene Ontology annotation, molecular function: DNA-binding transcription factor activity, RNA polymerase II-specific; RNA polymerase II cis-regulatory region sequence-specific DNA binding; zinc ion binding. Bases 231 to 1853 code for a protein of 540 amino acids.
AGAAAGAGCGUAUCAGUGUGUCUCACACUAGUGGACACAGUGUCGCUCGUGUACGUAGCUGAAAAGCACUUAAUGCCAUUCAUGUCAUUCGUCAGUCAUUCACCAGGAAAUACUAGCAGUAUCAAUAAACAUAGAAACACAUAAAAUGUCUGUUUUGAACAACUUUGAAUGCGACAAGUGCGCCUAGAGAAUCUCUGUCACGACGCGUGAUCGUUGCGCUUCUCUUUGACAUGGAAGAGCCCGGGAACCCAACGACGCUGGUACCCUUUGUUGAAGAUAAUGUGCUGAUCGACACCGGGAAUAAUAUAAAGACGACGCAGGAGGGUCCACGUAACGAGGAGGACUUUUUCCUGGUAUCGCAUAGCCAGGAUGAGCAAUACUUCGGGCAGAAUGUCGUCGAGACGGAGCAGCAGACGGAGGAGGCACUCGCGUGGACGCAUCUCUGCAGGAUAUGUGCCAACCCAAAGAAUCAACUAAUACCUAUCUUCGAGGAUGUAGGACUCGAAUAUGACUUGUCCAGCAAAAUACUCAAGUACCUGCCGAUACAUGUGUCCAAAGAUGACACUCUGCCUUCUCAAGUAUGUUACCAAUGCACCAGUAUAUUGCUGUCCUGGCACGAGUUAAUUGAGGGAUGUCUGAAUGCAGAGAAGAAAUUGCUAGAAAUACAGAACAUGCUGCAAAAUAAACAUGAGUAUCAUAAAUCUAUAUCUGCAGAAAAUGAAGUGGGAAUUUCUGCAUCAAUUGCAGCAACAACUGCAACACUCAUACCGGGUAUGGACACUUUGCAACCUGAUCAGCAAGAAAAAAAUGAUAACAAAAAUGAGAUGCAUAUUGAUGUGGAAGAAGACACAAAUAAGUCUACCAGAUUGCAAAUCAGCCGUGAUCGAGUCGACAUUUGUUCUCAGAAAGCGUGGAAGAUGUUAGCAGAAAAACGCAUAUCUAAAAAUAAUCUACUUCAAGCAAAAUCAUUCGAUAUUGUUGACGAAAAUCCAAAGAGUGUUUUUGCAAAGCAUAUCGCUACUGACGUAUUGAACGAACAUUUCUUUCGCACAAAUACAAUCUGCAAAACACGCGUCUCGGAUAGAUCAGCGAACAACGAGAAGAAGAGAAAGAAAAGUUUAAAUUGUAUGAUAAAAACGAAAGCACAAAAACAGACGAGCGAAUCAGGGGCGUGCCUAGACCAAGGUGUUGACCAGUCCAAAUCCGGCAAGGUCGUGUCCGCUGACUCGGUACUAGUCUGUAAGAUUUGCAACAAAAAAUUUUGCUCCGGGAAAAGUCAUCGUAUCCACAUACGCGUUCAUUCGGGAGAGAAGUCGUACACGUGCCACAUUUGUGGGAAGCAAUUCGUUCAGGGCGGUAGCCUGUAUUAUCACCUGAAGCAUGUGCACGAUGGCGUGAAAAAUCACACUUGCGAUAUAUGCGGCCGCAGCUUUGCCAUGAAGACCGCCAUGGAAGAUCAUCGACGUAUUCACACUGGUGAGCGUCCGUACGUAUGCCACACCUGCGGCAAAACGUUCAAGACCAAAGCGUCCAUCUACAUACACAAUAAGACUCAUACGGACGAGUUCCCGCACAAUUGCACCUAUUGUGCCAAAAGAUUUCGCUGGAGACAACAGAUGCUGGUACAUUUGACGGUGCAUACAGGUGAGAAAAAUCAUACGUGCGACGUAUGCGGCAGGGGUUUCGGCGUGAAGAACGAUUUGACCAGGCAUAAGCGUAUCCAUUCCAAAGAAAAACCGUUCACGUGUCAGCGAUGCGGCAUUAGCUUUAGUCAGAAACGCUACCUCAAAAAUCACGAACGUUUAAGAUUGGGAAUAUGCGAACACACAAAAAGUUCAAGUCGAGUCGAAUGAAAUUCAUCAAUUUAUCACGCGUGAAAUAAAUAAAUUUAAAUUAACCGAUAGUAGACGUUACUUGACAUAAAUAAUCAAACACUCAGUAUUCAAUGUAGAUAAACAAAACUUUAUAGAUUCUUAAAACUAAUGAUUUUUAAUUUUUUUCAAUUCACGGCAUGCUGAGCAGGAAUUCUCCCAAAACGUUGAGCAAUAAGAAGACUUUUCAUAUUAUUUAAUACUUUCAAAAUAUUUUGACGAUCGUUUUAUUUCUCAAUUUUUUCUCUUUUUCUCGACCUUAUUUUUUAAUCUUUACUUUUGUGACAAAUCGAUUAAAAGACUUCGAAGCUUACAAUUGUUUUUACAUUUUAAAAUUAUUUGUUUACUUGAAAAAGACUUUGUACUAAGGCUACUACUAUAAUAUUGUAUAUGUACAUAACACUAUUAAGUUCCACUUGCCGUUCGCAACGCUCAUGGAAUCAUUUUAUCUCUGUUUUUCAUCAAAAAUUAAACAAAGAUAGGACAAAUAACGCUCACGAGCGUUGUGAACGGCAAGUAGAACUUACCCUAUAUAUGUUAGAUAUACGUUAAAUGCUAUUAUACUAAAUUUAUAAAUUAUAACAAAUUUAAAUUAUAACAUUUAAAUUAUAACAAAAUAUUUUUCAAUUUUAGUCAAUGUAAACACAUUACUUCAGUUUGAAUGGCAUUAAUUAUAUUAAUAUAAUUGUAACAUGUAUAUUGCUUGAAAUACUUGAAUUAAUAUAAUU